AUGGCGGCACCAUCUCCAUCUCCCGUUGCCAAAAUUCCAGCCGAUGUGGAGCUGGAGGAGGUUGAGGCUGAGGCGGCGCCCGAUCUGGAUGAGUCGCGUCUGGCGGGUAUCUUUGUGAAGGAUGGCAAUGAGAACGGACAGCUGCGGUUCCUGGCAUCGGGCCUCACCAGCAGCAGCAGCUCGACCAGCAGCAGCACUGGCUUCAACUCUGCCCUGAAUCAGUACAUCACGAACAAGCAGGAUAUGCUGGAGCAGCUGCGUCCGAGCAGCACAGGCACAGGCACCAGCACAGCCACUGGUACGGGCCUCGUCACUGGCACCUCCGUGAGUGGCACCGGCACUGCCACCACCGGCAGUGGGCUGGUCACAACCACCACUAAUGGUGCCAUCUAUGUGAAUUUGGGUGGCAGCUCCUCGUCGUCGUCGUCAUCGUCGGGCUCGACGAUCACCAAUUCGGCCAUUAAUCAGGCCAUCUAUGGGGCUUCACCCAUCGCCGAUCUACUGCCCCAGAUCGUGGCCGAGGGUGCCCUUUCGUCGCGUCGUCGUCCUGGCAACAACAACAACAUUCGACGUCGUGUGCCCAAUCGCCGGCGCGUCAAUAAGCGACGCGGCAGCGUCAACAACAACAAUCUGCAACGACGCCGGCGUCGUGGCAACAAGCGGGGCAAGAAGAAGGCCCAGGUGAUGGUCGUACGGCCCAAUCGCGGUUGA
Messenger RNA from Drosophila obscura, 711 nucleotides. RefSeq names its product period circadian protein. Bases 1 to 711 code for a protein of 236 amino acids. The record is from RefSeq and is a predicted model, not a curated record. The transcript has a single exon. NCBI's taxonomy places the organism in Eukaryota, Metazoa, Arthropoda, Insecta, Diptera, Drosophilidae.